Molecule: messenger RNA, 1775 nt
Organism: Tribolium castaneum (red flour beetle)
Lineage: Eukaryota; Metazoa; Arthropoda; Insecta; Coleoptera; Tenebrionidae
Exons: 7
Coding region: 900-1697 (265 amino acids)
Source: RefSeq, a predicted model, not a curated record
GUUUUUGAGAUACAAGAUACCUGUAGUAAAAAUAUACUUUUAGUAGAUGCAAAUUGAGAAUAUUUUAGGUUUGCUGCAAAGUAUAGUUGAAAUUCCAUCCUCAGUUCUCUUCAAGGCUAAAUUUUUUUCCAAUUAUAUAAUGUUGGAUUGUGAUGGCGACUCAUAGCAAAUUUUGGAGUAAGGGGCCUGGUGAUGAGUGAACUGGACUAGUAAUGCUUGCCAGUUGCCACCCAUUUAGUUCCAACGCAAAAUUCCCUACAACCGGGGAAGUCCAGCAGAUUGGGUGUAACUCUGUCGUGCUUUGAAAAUGUUGAACGUAAUUCGUCAAUACAUCCCCCACGAUUGGGACGAAAUUUUGGGAAGCCGCACCGAUCUGAGUCAAUAUUCAGAUGAGUAUAAAAGUGUUAUAAAUGACGUAAAUGAAGCUUUACAAACGACGACAAUUGCAAAUCGGAGGAUUCAACGAGUGCAAGAUAUUUACGCAUUUGGGCAAUUUCUAAUUCGCGAACAACAAUUACUGAAAUCAGAAUCCACUACUCUGUAUCGGGUCCGCAGAUUUGUCCAAGUGAGUCAAAUGUACGUCAAUAAAGUCGUCGAGUAUAAUUUGGACCAAAGGCGGUGUGGCUUGGGCCAAAGUCUAACCCUGAAUAGAAAAUUGAAUUAUUAUGAUCCAAAUAAAGUCAUUGUUGUUGUUAAAGUCCUGGAGACUGAUCCACAAAGUAGCGAAACGACCGUAAAAAGGUCGUCCGAUUAUUAUGUUGAAUAUAUUGUGCACAUAUAAUUAUGUUCUUUACCCAACUUUGAAUAAACGUUGAUUUCAAUGGGUGCCUUUGUUUGUAUUCAUCCCCUGUUGUCAUAGUCACCACUUGUUUGAAAGUCCCAUUACCACCAUUUUCAACAUGGAACACGACUUUUUAAAGAAGGAAGAAGAAUUGAGAAAACAAAACAAACAAUUAGAAAUGAAAACGAAAGAAAUUCUCCAAAAAGUGGACGACAUUGUGCACAACAUGCGGGACUUUAAACUCGAAGAUAUAAAACCAAUCGAACCCAAAGAACUAAACUUGCCGAGAAGUGUAGAAGAGAUGGGCACAAAGGGAAUGAUCCACUUCUACAAGUCAAAAAUAAAAGCGCUUCAGGAGGACCUCACAAAGACUCAAAAUGAACUCAAAAGCAAGAAUGAAGAACUUAAAAAAUACCAACGUGACCAUCACACCGUCGCUGAAGAAAAGGAAAAAUGGUUCUUGCAGUACAAUGUUGAGAAAAAUGCCAACGUUAAACAAGAAAAACAAAUUGCAGCCUACAACUCGAAGCUACAACUGAAAGAAACCGAAAAUUUGGCAUUAAAAAAAGAAAAUGAGCAGCUUAAAAGUGAUUUCAAAAACAUAUCCAGUGAAUUAAACGCUUGCGAGAACCGUCUAAAGCGCAUUACGCAAGAGCUUGAAAAAAAUAAAACCGCCUUGAAAACUUUAAGACAAGAAGAAAAAGAAACUAAAGAAGCAUUUAAAAAUAAUAUAAAGGAACUCACCGCUACAGUUAAACAAAUCCAGAAACACAAAAAUGAACUACUGCAGGGUUACAAAAAGCAGGUUCAGCUUAUUGACAAUCUUAAAAAGCAAAAGGCCCACGUGGAAUCUUGUAAAGUGUUGGAACUCGCAGACACUGACUUCUUUAAAUUACUAGAAUGGAAACUGGAUUAAGAUGAAAUUCUUUUUUGUAAAAGAGUUUUAUUCUCUCUUGUUACAUACAAAAAUAUAACAAAGGACUUAUUUAAAGAU